AUGCGGGCGCUGGUGGUUGCUAGAAGCCCUGGCGUGGCACCGCCCCGCGCUCGUGUUGACAGCCACAGAAGGGUGGUCCUGAGCUAUCACUGCAGUGGGCAGGUGACAGUGGCCUUCAGGCGUCUCGGCUGGGCGUGGCUUCAUGCUGCUUCUGCCGGGUUGGGCGAGGCUGUCAGUGCUCCCGGGCUGGUGACUGGCCGCUUCAAGGCUGUUUUGGAGAAAGAAGCCUUCACCUCAGAUUCUCAAAGGAGCUUGAAGGUUCCGAGGAGCCUGAGGGUGGAGUGGAAAGGCCUGGCAGCGGAGUUGGAGACUCUCUGCUCGAAGUGUUGUCCCAACGGACCACUGCUCUUUGAAGAUCUGGAUGUGUAUUUUUCUCAAGAGGAAUGUGUGAGUCUGCACCCUUCCCAGAAGACCCUCAGCAGAGAAGCCCCAUUGGAGUCUUUUGAGGAUUUGAACUUGACAGGGGAAGACCGGACUGAGGCCAGUCAGAAGUUAAGCCUAGAGCCUCUAGAACUUGAAGAGCUGUCCCUAGAAACGUACUCCACUGCUGUACCCCUUGUCCGCUACUUGGAGCAGUCUGAGGAGGAUGUUGAAGUACAUGAAAGGAAAAUGUCAGGCGGAACUUUGACUUGCAAGACCAAGCUUGUAAACCUCUUGGUUACUAUUGACAACCAAACUCCAUUAGAAGAGUUAUCUCAGUGUUUAGGAGUCAAAACACUUUCAGAUAUUAUUGAAGUUCCCUGGGAAGAAGCCAAAAAUGUGUACCAGUGUCCUGACUGUGACCAAAGCUUCAGUGAUAAUACAUACCUUGUUUUGCAUCAGAAAAUUCAUUCAAGAGAGAGAAAGUAUAAAUGUGGUACCUGUGAGAAGACCUUCAGUCACCGAACCAACCUGAAGACACACAGGCGAAUCCACACUGGAGAGAAGCCUUACAAGUGUACCGAGUGUGCUGCCAGCUUCCGACAGCAGUCACACCUGACCCGGCACAUGAAUAGCCAUUUAAAGGAGAAACCAUACACAUGUAGUGUAUGUGGGAGAGGUUUUAUGUGGCUCCCCGGAUUGGCAGAACAUCAGAAGAGUCAUACUGAUACGGAGUCUUAUGAGUGUGCUGACCAUGAUCAGGAAACAAGUCUGGCUCUGCCUGAAGAAAGAGGCUCUUCAGACACACCAUCCCAGCAUGCACAGUGUGUGGGGACCUCGGAGCAGCCCUCAGAGCCUGCUCUCCCUGACAAAGACAACCAUAAGGAGAACGCUAAACACUGCAGCAUUGAUGAUGAAGACUUCUUUUCCUUCUCCAGAUUCAAACCCUUACAGUGUCUUGAUUGUGACAUGACUUUUCCUUGUUUCUCGGAGCUUGUCUCUCACCAAACCAUCCACGACAUGGAGAAAAUUCAUAAGUGCAAAACAUGUGCAAAGACCUUUGCUUUAGAGUCCGACCUCGCGAGUCACGAGAAGAGCCACAGAAGAGAGGAGCCCUUUAAAUGUACGGUGUGUGGGAAGAGCUUCAGCGUGAACGUGCAGCUCGUCGCUCACAAACGAGCCCAUAGGAGAAACAGCAAGUAAAUACAGGCUUUUGCUACUGUUGGGCUUCUCGGUGUCUGUCUGAUGGUAAACUGCUCUGCCUCUGUGCAGGGCCCUGUGCUAAGCAAGCACUUUACACACAUUCCACGGAGUGUCGCAGUAUUACUUACUACUGAUUAGAUCUGAGGAGAUAAAUCAGUGUUAAUACAUAGUGGGCGAAGCCGGGAUUUGAACCCGGUUUCUGAUCAAAUUCCAUUUAUAUGAGCCAGAGAAACAUCAAACUUUAAAAUUCAGUAUUCGACUGCUGGGCACGGUGGCCCACACUUUAAAUCCCAGCACUCAGGCAGCAGAGACAGGAGGGUUUCUAUGAUAUAGAGGCCAGCCUGGUCUACAUGAUGAGUUCUAGGCGAACCAAGGCUACAUAGUGGGACUCUGUUUCAAAAAACCAAAAUAAUUCAGUUUUUGUUAAGAUGAAGGCUGUUUUGCAGUUCUUUUUUUUUUAAUUGUAAUUUCUAAAAAUAUUUUUGGAAGAAGAAAUUCAUUUUUUUUGUCAGUUCUAUUACAUGAUGUAUCUAGGAAAAUGAAUGUUCUUAUAUGUGUUUUUUGUUUGUUUUUGUUUUGUUUUGCUUUUUUGCUUUUGUUAAAGCUAUUUCAGUGUAAUGUUUGGGGUUUUUUAAAAUGUGAAUUUCUAGUUUGGGACUCCAUAUAAAGUUACCAAAUUUGCCAACUUUUUUAAAAGUGGGUGUGGAGAUCAGGGAAGCCGGGGUGGAGAGAGAGCCUGUGUAGCGCAGGAUGGCCUCAAAAUCGUCAUUUUUCUGUAUUCAUCUCCCACAUGCUAGGAUUACUGGUAUAUACCACCAUAUCCAGCUAGUUAACAGCUUGCAGACAGUAUUUAUGGAUUUCCCACUUUCAGACUUGAGGGCAGGGGCAGUCCUGACACUCUGUAGACGUUAGACUUUGCAGAGGCUACUUGUUCCUUUCCAAGGGGAUUUCCUCCAGAUCCCACUGAAGCACAGUCCUGGCUGGUUAUGAAUAGUUGGAACUACUUUUUAGAGAGCAUACUAAAUACUGUGGUUAUAUUAUUUUGUUUAAUCUUCAAAAAAAACAAAAAAAAAAAAACAAAAAACAAAACAAAACUGAGAGAAGGGACUGUCCAUGUUUUAUAAACUUUCAGAGGGUAAAGUCUGUCUUUUGCUAGGCACAUCAAGUGUCACACUGUGACGAGACUGACGUCUAGAUUCAGUGACACUGCACUACCACUCGUUGGCUGGCGUUUGUGCCCCAUGUUCAUCCUACUAAGAGACAGGAAGCAGGGAGAGGGAGGGAAGGACAGUCCUUGUGGUGGCCGCCCUGGGACUGACUUCCCAAAGCCCAUAUGUCCUUUGUUUUAUCCGGAGCUUUAUCUCACUGCUCUUAAAAGCAACAGAAGACUGUAUGGCUUCAUGCUUGAAUUCCGUGUCAGCGUAUUAAAUCUGAACUUUUUCAUUAAAUUAUAACUCUUCCCCAUCUUCAAAGAAAAAUACAUAUAGCAUUGUUGAAUUUUUAA
Molecule: messenger RNA, 3067 nt
Organism: Rattus rattus (black rat)
Lineage: Eukaryota; Metazoa; Chordata; Mammalia; Rodentia; Muridae
Gene: Znf597
Product: zinc finger protein 597
Exons: 4
Coding region: 1-1563 (520 amino acids)
Biological process (GO): regulation of DNA-templated transcription
Source: RefSeq, a predicted model, not a curated record